CAGCACUGUUAUUCCAAAGGCAGUAUGGCGUUUUAUAGCACAUUUUCUUAAUUAAAAACAAAUCAAACGCGAAAUGCUGCUAAAUCUGUAAAUAAUAAACUUGAAUCUCGUAUUUAUAAGUGAAAAAGUAAACUAUAGUGAAAUUAUGUUUCUGCCCGAAACAGCCACCUUUUGUAUUACACUUUUGGUGUAUGGAGCCAUUCUGCUGCUCCUGAUUUACUAUGUUCUUACACUUGCGGAUCUGGAGUGCGACUAUCUUAACGCCCAGGAGUGUUGCCGGCGCCUCAAUUUUUGGGUCAUACCUAAAUUCGGAUCCCAUGCCCUGCUCUGCGUUCUCCUGCUCCUUGGAGGCCACUGGGUAAUGUUUCUGCUGAACCUGCCUAUGGUCAUUUGGCUCUUCUACGAGCUCCAUCGCCAGCGACGCGAUAGUCUGGGAGUCUACGAUCCUGUGGAUAUCCACAGUCGGGGUCUCUUAAAGGUCCAUUUAAGGAAUUGCAUGAUCUACCUGGGCUACUACUUCGUCAUGUUCUUCGUAGGGCUUUACUGCCUUAUUUCAUCACUGAUCAAAGGUGACCCUAUUAAGCGGUACGAAGACGACGAAAUAAUCACGGAUUUCUGAAGUUUAGCCAAAUAAGCCUGCACCAAGAGGGCUUCCAGCGUAUUUCUUCACACCUAUACAAACUAAUAAUCCUGAUUUUGGUUUUAUUCCGCCUGGUUUUAUCGGAAGCAGAAACUACAACAAAGACUAAAUUUAACAAACAAGUUUCCUCAAAAAAUUUCGCAGAAUUUGAUAGAAGUUCAUUGCAAUUUAUUGCACUGCAAUGUACUCAUUUUAUUGACAUCGCAUUAAGAGUACAUCACGACACAUUUCCAAACCCAACCUAGUCGCACUUCAUCUCCACUUUAUUUAUUUCAUCUUUAGUAAUAUAAGCGUAUUCGAAUAGAAAUCACAAAAUACAUAACCACACACAGUAA
Messenger RNA from Drosophila ficusphila, 975 nucleotides. RefSeq names its product protein cornichon homolog 4 (gene cnir). Bases 146 to 619 code for a protein of 157 amino acids. Gene Ontology annotation, biological process: endoplasmic reticulum to Golgi vesicle-mediated transport. NCBI's taxonomy places the organism in Eukaryota, Metazoa, Arthropoda, Insecta, Diptera, Drosophilidae. The record is from RefSeq and is a predicted model, not a curated record. The transcript has 3 exons. Gene Ontology annotation, cellular component: COPII-coated ER to Golgi transport vesicle; endoplasmic reticulum membrane.